Messenger RNA from Anolis carolinensis (green anole), 2721 nucleotides. It is a transcript of the gene srxn1, whose product is annotated as sulfiredoxin 1. Lineage: Eukaryota; Metazoa; Chordata; Lepidosauria; Squamata; Anolidae. Gene Ontology annotation, cellular component: cytoplasm. The transcript is spliced from 2 exons. Gene Ontology annotation, biological process: cellular response to oxidative stress. The coding region runs from base 193 to 621 and encodes 142 amino acids. The record is from RefSeq and is a predicted model, not a curated record. Gene Ontology annotation, molecular function: sulfiredoxin activity.
GGUCCUGGGGUCCCCUUUCCCCGCCAUCCCUUAUUCCUUUGCAAGGCUGAGUCUCUCUCUUAAAAUCCUAGGGACCCACCAAGGAGGAGACGGGAGCUUGGAAAGGUGGGAUUCCCCUCCUCCUUUCCCCCUCGCUCCCCUCCUCGCUCCCAGCCGUGGCCUGGUCCCCGCGUGGAGGAAGCACGAGAGGAAAUGCUUGGCCGAGCCAAGGCGGGGAGGCAGCUGUGUGCGAGGUUGUGGGGACGGAGGAGGAGUCACUCGGGCGUGGGCAUGGAGGAAGGGCACCGGGGCGGCGGGCAGAGCAUCCACUCGGCCAACGUGGGCGACGUCCACCAGGUGCCCCUGCGGGUCAUCCUCAGGCCCCUCCCGCCGGAGCUGGACCAGCGCAAGGUGGACAGCCUCAUGCGCACCAUCCAGGAGGAUCCUGACCAGGUGCCCCCGAUAGACAUCCUCUGGAUCAAAGGCCGCGAAGGAGGGGAUUAUUUCUACUCCUUUGGAGGAUGUCACCGCUAUGCCGCAUACAAGCGCCUGAACAAGGAGACCAUCCCAGCCAAAAUCAUCCACUCGACCAUCAGUGACCUGCGCACUUACCUGGGCUCCUCCUUGCCUGAUCUGAAGUAGUUGGGAUGAACCUAUGGCUCACCCAUUCACCAAUAAUGGUGGAAAUGCUGCUUUUGGUCCAGGUGGAAACCUGGACCCUGUUAUGAAGCCAUUGGCUCUUCUCUUCUGCACCUUCUGUGAUGGGGACUCAUUGGUUGAACUCCCAUUUGUCCCAUCUCUCCCAUACCUGGAAGUUCUUCAUCUCAACUCUUCGUCCUCUGGAUUGAACUUGUCUUCAUGGCUUGUAUUUGUCUUCCAACCUAGCAGACACCAAAACCAAAAUUUUCAGUGGGCCCUUACUAUCUGCAGAGGAAUGGUUCUAGAACUGUGUUGUCGAAGGCUUUCAUGGCUGGGAUCACAGGGUUGCUGUGUGUUUUUCGGGCAGUAUGGCCAUGUUCCAGAAGUAUACUCUCCUGACGUUUUGCCCACAUCGAUGGCAGGCAACUUCUGAGGAUGCCUGCCAUAGAUGUGGGUGAAACAUCAGGAGAGAAUACUUCUGGAACAUGGACAUAUUGCCUGAAAAAUACACAACAACCUGGUUCUAGAACUCAUCGCAGAUACCAGAAAUCCUCUGUGAGGUGGUAUAUAAUUUCCACUUAUUGUAUAUACUCUCAUGUAUAAGUUGAGGGUAGCUUUGGGACCAAUAUUAUGGAUUUCGAUAAGACCCAUGGAUAAGUUGAGGAUUACACCAUACAGAAAGGAAAGCACCAGGGACACCUCAAGAGGACGGCUGCUCCAGGAUGUGGCCACUAUUUCCUCACCCAAAUAUUCAAAAAAGCCAGAAGCAGCAGAGAGAGGAGAAGGGGUCUUCUGGGAUACACUAAGCCAGAUAUGGCCAAAUUUUGAUCCACCUUCAGGUGUUUUGGACUUCAUUCCCACAAUUCCUAACAGCUGGUAGGCAUAAUCUUAAGCUAUACUUUUCACAGAGUUUGAGUUCCUUCGCUUUUCAGGUUUCUUCCUAAAUGAAUCCUCCUACUCAUAUUGGUGCAGUGUGUUAAAGCACUGAGCUGCUGAAAUUGCAGACCGAAUGGUCCCAGGUUCGAAUGUGGGGAGCAGAGUGAGUGCCUGCUGUUAGCUCCAGCUUCUGCCAACCCAUCAGUUCAAAAACAUGCAAAUGUAAGUAGAUCAAUAGGUACUGCUCUGGCGGGAAGGUAACAGCAUUCCAUGCAGUCAUGCCGGCCACAUGACCUUGGAGGUGUCUACGGACAACACCGCUCUUCAGCUUAGAAAUGGAGAUGAGCACCAACCCUCAGAGUCGGACACGACUAGACUUAACAUCAGGGGAAACUUUUACCUUUACCUUUACACAUAUUGGCAUAACCUCCAUACUCCACCCAUCUCAAUCUCCAUACAGAACUGAGAAGACAGUGAAGUCUUUUGUCUCAUCCCUGUGCCCAAACUCAUGUUUGAUCUACCUGUUUGUCUAAUAGUUAUAGUACUUUAAAUGGCAGGACGUAAUGCCACAGCUCUGCAGACCCUCUUUGGUCACAGCUCUCACUCUGCAAAGAAGUCGUCUAAGUGUCCGUCAACACAGUUCUAAUAAACUGCUUGGUGACUGCAGUUACAAAGAGCUCCGUUUAACCUCAGGGUGCUUCUCUGUUUUUGGGGUCUAUGUCAUCUGGAUUUAGUUGUUGCUUUUUAAAAAAGAUUUUAUACUGUAAAACUAUUUUAAUAGACAUAAUUUUAUUUUCACUUUGAAAUGAUUGUUUUGCCAAAGAAACAUAGAUAUGUACAAAGCUCAAUAUUUUACUAUAUGCUACAGUAAGAACUCUUAACUAAAUCCGGAUUGACAAUUUGACUUUCUUACACCAGGAAAAAUGAUCUCUCCAGGUCAGUGGUUCUCAACCUGUGGACGCCCAGAUGUUUUGCCUUCAACUCCUAGAAAUCCUAACAGCUGGUAAAUUGGGAUUUCUGGGAGUUGUAGGCCAAAACACCUGGGGACCCACAGGUUGAGAACCACUGCUUUAGGUGCUUGCUAGGUACUCCAGAACAAUUCUCUCAUAUGCUUCCAUUGGAAGUUAUCAUAAAGUUGUGCUGGAGAAUCCAGCCAACUCAGAGAGCAUAUAUCUCCAGGAAUAGCUAGGUCCUCCAGUACAACUCUAAUAAAAUGCUGUAUACUUA